This is a messenger RNA of Metopolophium dirhodum (rose-grain aphid), 5254 nucleotides long. RefSeq names its product mucin-3B (gene thw). NCBI's taxonomy places the organism in Eukaryota, Metazoa, Arthropoda, Insecta, Hemiptera, Aphididae. Gene Ontology annotation, molecular function: chitin binding. The record is from RefSeq and is a predicted model, not a curated record. The coding region runs from base 366 to 3965 and encodes 1199 amino acids. The transcript has 7 exons. Gene Ontology annotation, cellular component: extracellular region.
UCCUCCGUCGUCCAUUCACGUCCGUAAUCGCGAGUUGGAAACACUACCGGUGCCCGAGCUGCGACUAUUACUGCUAUUAUUAUACUCGCCGAUAAUACUUAGCGCCGCGGCCGACGCGAACACAGCACACACGUUACAUACAUAAUUUCAAUAUAAUAUUGUAUUAUAAUAUAUACCUAUACGGCUAGUCGACGACGUGUCUUGUGCCGAAUUCAAUCGACUCGACGGAUACCACACACCACCACACGCACCGUGGUUGCCUACAUCGGCAUAGAGUAUAUAUUAUAUAUUAUAUACGCCCCCGCACUCGUCGAACCGAUCCGCCGCAUAUUUACUAAACCGCGGAUUUCCACACAAAUGACAAGAUGAAACGCAAUUGGAUCACAACGGAUCGAUUGUGGUGCCUGUUCCUGAUUCUUGCAGUCUCUCGAAUAACGGAAUCUAGUUCAAAGAACAUCAACCAGGUCAAAUUACCGAUACCAACCAAAGAGAGUCUACCGCAGGUGGCCGAAGCGUUAAAGGCGGCUACGUACUUGGAGGACAGCGAUGAACUGGAAAAGAACUUUGAAGGACAGCGGGAUAGUUAUAAGAGAUCACCCAGGAAAUUGGGAACUGAUGAUCUAGACAAAAACUCGGAACUACAGGAGUAUCAAGGAGUAAUGGGACGUCCUGGUGUUGACUUUCCAAUAUUGCCAUCUAUACCGCAUACCGAUUUCAGCUGUAAAAAGGUGAAGAAACCUGGUUACUACGCAGAUCCCGAAACUGACUGUCAGGUAUUUCACAUUUGUGAUAAUGGAAGGAAAGUAUCAUUCUUAUGUCCAAAUGGUACGGUUUUUCGUCAAUCACAUUUAAUUUGUGACUGGUGGUUCCGAGUGGAUUGCGAAAGAUCAAUCGAAUUAUACGAAGAGAGUGCAGAACAGCUUGCAUCUGACCAACGGGUUUUUAAAGAGCGUGCUGAAACAUUGUCCAAAGCUAUGUUAAAAGUACAAACAACAACUCAAACAAGUGAUAGUGAUCGCGUUGUAACCGAACGUUCGUUUGGUCCGAGUACAACUAUUUUCAAUUCCGAAAGCCGACUGCCUGACCGUGCCAGAUAUUUUAGUGACUAUUCGAGAGACGAAAGUCAAGUUCCCGCUGAGACGGGAUCAUUCGCUGGAAAACAGUUUCAAACUAAUUUCAAUAAUUACUAUCCACAGUCCAAAUCACCUGUACAAAAUUGGAACCAAGGAAAUUAUCAAACACAACCUUCGACAACAGCCCAACCGAUUUGGAAUGGCAACUAUCAAAGCAGUACUUAUCAAGCACAGUCUACAAUAACUACACGGCCGACCUGGAACCAAGCUGCUAAUAAUAAUUACCAAACUAGUUCUUAUCAAUCACCACCUGUAACGACUGCACAACCAUCCAUCGUUCAAGCGAUCAAUAAUUUCCAAUCUAGUUACCAACCACAAUUCACCACAAGUGCUCAAUCGGUUCAAGGUGCUUCCAGUUCACAAGUAGCUUACCAACCACAGCCCACUACUGUGGUGUCUCAAACAAACUGGAACCAAGGCAGCAAUAAUUAUCAAACUGGAAAUUACCAAACAAUACCCACCACAGCAGCAACUCAAAUGAACUGGAAUAAUCAUGGUAACAACGGUCUUAGAAUUAACAAUUAUCAGUCUCAUACACCUUCAACAACACAACCAAAUUGGAGCCAAAGUAGUAGUAGUAGUAGUAGUAACUAUCAAUCUGAGCACUAUCAAUCACCGUUCACAACAGAAGCCGCUCAAGCUAAUUGGAAUAAUAAUCAAGGUUCCAACAAUUUACAAACUGAAAAUUAUCAAACAUCACAAUCAACAACACCAACACCAAUAAACUGGAAUAAUCAAGGUUCCAACCACUUAGGGACUUCAAAUUCUCAAAAACAAGCGAUGACUACCUUACCACAAACUAAUUGGAACGGAGCUGUCAAUAAUUUCCAAUCAAAUAGUUACAAUUCACAACCAAUAACAACGAUACAACCGGAUUGGAACCAAGAGUCUCAGACUCUCCUGCCUAAUCUAUUUGAAUCUCAACAACCGACAACUAUGUUUCCAGUUGAUAAUGAACAAACCAUCCCAGCCAAAGAAAGCCAAGUACUCGCGGAAUCAGCUUCAUUUGUAGGCCAUCAAAACUCACCUCGUUUUAAUUUUCAACCAGAUAAUUACUACACACAAACUCCUCAAACAAAUGUACCACCCACCACAUAUCCGGUAACAAGUUCUUACACAAAUGAUUAUUCGCCAAAUGGAGCUUUUUCAUUUGUCGAAUAUCAAAGAUCGCCCGAUACUCCCAUCGCUAGAGAUAGCUCAACUCAAGCUUCUCCAGUUAUGACUACAGUAUUGGACUAUAAUUCGGUCGAUAAUUCCACACUACCACCGUCCGGAGAGACAUUAAUUCCAAAUAUGAUAAACUCAUUACAAUCACUGACAGAUAAUAAUCUACUUUUUGACUUGGAUGGACAAAAUACUUACCCUUCGCAAACGAAUACCGACGAUGAACUGAAUUCCGUCGCCUUGUAUUUUAAUAAUGUAAAAAAUCCACAAGUGACUACUGUUGCUAGUGACUUGCAGUUUAAUCGUUUCGAACAAACGUCUAGAGCAUACACCAAUGGCUUAAGUUCAACUACUAUUGAUUCGGUCGAAACUACUACACCUGUUGAUAAUUUACAUAUACCUGCGAUUUUGACACAGAAUACAAAAGAAGCAUAUGAUAAGCUUUUCAGAAAUGAUACCGUUAAAGAACCAAUGAUCACGUUAAAGUUGGCAGAUACUAGCAAGCCUGUAGAAAAUCCUACAAAUUCGGUAAACCUAGGAUUUGCUCAGGGAUUGAUUGUAAACCGUUCGUCGGUGGAAUUGAGAGAACUAGCUGCAGUAUUUACGCGUGCUUUAACUGCAUACUUGGACGAUCCAGAGAAUUUCCGUAAAAUAUUAGCCGAGGUAAGACCUACGGAACCACCAAGUGUCAAGACUAGCGUUACCGAAGAACAAGAAGUGUUGGAUUUUUCUGACGAUUCAAAACGUCAACGAGGGAAACCCACAGAACCGAGUACAUCAAACCCAAAUUUAGCAGCUGAAAUCAAUGGUAUGACACAAAGUAUUAAUGUACUGACAGACUUAUCAACCAUUGUUCCACAAUACACCUCAUCGCCAUUAAUAGAAAUCACAUCGAAGUAUACUGAAACAUCAAACGCUGGUCUACAAGAAUAUGCACCACUGGAAGAUAGCGAACAGUUACAAUUGGCCGGAAGUCAUUCGUUUUAUUCAAGUAGAGAAAAUAGCAUUCAAACUGCAAAAACUCUAAAACCAGCUGCCUCCACGUUGACAUGGACAGUUUCUCCUUUAAUAGAUACUGAUCAGGACAUAAAAUCUACUACUCUGUCGCCAGUGUACUUCACUACCACCGCAGAAGACUUAGAAACUACUGUAAUUGUGCAAAGGGCCAAAGAAAUGUUCAGUCACUUGAAUGCGUCUGAAGCAGGAGUAUUGAUGAAUGUUAUGAAAACUGCUCAAGUUAAUGAUACAGUUAAAAGAUUGGUUUUACUGUUAGUCAAUGACUCGAACAAAGAGAAUAGCCCAGAGCAGACUAGAAACAAUUUAAUCGAAGCAUUACUGGAGAAUAGGAGUACUGAUCAAGCGUAUGACGUCUCAUCGUCAUCGCCGACGACUACUUUCUUGCCGUCGUCCCCAUCAGAAAUUCCAUUCGGUCAGAGAAUACAGGAAGAUGGUUCGCCGGUACAGGACGGACAGUAUAAGAAAUCUAGAAAAGGUGCUAGGAGACGAGUUGUGCACAGGAGUAGGUCAACUCCCGUUUCCACCACUCCAAUGACCUCGAAUACUUGGCAGGGAGCUAACGACGUGGGUCCGGGGCUGAGUGAUGAUUCUGACGCCCGAGCAGUUGAACUCCUCAAGUCCUUAUACUCGAUCGCAUCCAAAUGGUCGUAGUUGGACGGUUAUCCGUCGACGGUAUUUCCAUUCUGCCUGUGUCAUAACCGUGUGAAAAUCAAAUUAUUUACGAAUCGUCUUUAUAAUUUUAAUAUAAGUAUUUUAUAUUUUUGUAAUCGGUUCGGGAUUAUGAAAAAAAAAAUGAUCAAAGCCGAUAAACCGUAAUAAUCGGACAAAACAAUUACAUUUUACAAUAUUCAUGCACAAUUAAUAAUGCAUCAAAAUUAUAUCCCCAGAUCAGAUUAUUCUUUACACACUACGUGAAAUGCUCAAUUUCAAUCAUGGCCGACUAGCUAUAUAAUUUUUUUAAUAGUUCAACAAUAUUAUUGUGACAAGAAAAUUAGUCGAAGAUACUGACAAAUUUUGGUUUCCAACUCUCAAGAUAUUGUUUACAUAGUGCGCGACCCCGAGGAGGUUCAUCGACUACCUUUCGUAAUGAUAACAGCUGUCAUCGUAAUAAAUUUAAAGAUAAUAUUCUAAUAAUAUUGUUCUACAUUUCAUACCUACUGGAUGAGUGUAUAACUAAUACCAUAUCCAACGAAAAUCAGAACGCAUGUCCAUCUUACCGCUGUGAUGUAAAAUAAUAAAAUAAUACAUAUAAUAUAAAUAAUACCUUUCAUAUAUUUUUCAAUAUUCAACAUUUCUAUAAUAAUCGCAGUUAUUUUUAACAGUCGUCUUUCAUAACGGUCGCUGUACCUAGGUACAUAAUAUCAUGUCUAUUUAGCGUUUUAGAAGUAAGUUGCCAUCGCCUAGUACAGAAUAUUAUUAAUUGUAAAUGUCUCGACAAUAUACGCAUAAUGUAAAUUGACUCUAGUCCUCGGCGAAUCGGUGUGUUACUGUUUUAGGCUUACCUAAGACUUAUAUUCGUGUUGUAUACAUAUAUAUAUAUAUAUAUAUUAUUAUUAUAUAAUUUGCUCAUAUAUCAAAAGUAGAUUUCUGUUAAGAUUCAAUUUUAAUUGUAAUAACCAAACAAUUGCAUACAAUUAAUAUUGUACAACGUACGUAGGUGUAUGUCAUAUUGUAUUUUUGGUAUUUAUGCUUAAAAGUUAAAAUGUAUUUCUCUAUUUAUCUUUUGCACUUUAUUUUAUUUUACAUUAAGUUUAAACCUUAUUUUGCAUACCUACCGAUAAUUAUUAUAAAUACUUUAUUACUAUACUUACCGUCUUUUAAGUUUUAACCAACAUCGAUUAUUGAUCAAAAAAUUUAUCAUCGAUUGAUUGAGAGAAUAUUAUAACUGUUUUAAUCUAUGAGUUAAAAACUGCUUACCUUUUUCAUUUAUUCUUAAACAA